UACACAUGUGUGUGUUUUGGAGGAAUGGUUCGAUAUGACCGGACUGUGCUCGAGGGGAGCAGGCCAAGGAUGGGAGGACCAGAUGAUAACUUAAUUGAAGGUGGUGGGUCCAAGUUUGUGUGCAAACCAGGAGCCAGGAACAUCACCAUCAUCUUUCACCCCCUGCUCAGGUUUAUCCAGGAGAUCGAGCAGGCCAUGGAGCUGGGCCCAGCCAAGCAGUGCCCUCUGAGGGAGUUCCUCACCAUGUACAUCAAGAACAUCUUCCUGAGCCAGGUCCUGGCCGAGAUCAACAAGGAGAUCGAGGGCGUCACCAAGGCCUCGGAUCCCCUGAAGAUCCUGGCCAACGCUGACACCAUGAAGAUCCUGGGGGUGCAGAGGCCUCUGCUGCAGGGGGGCUUUGCUUUCCAUUUCAGGGCUGCUUUUGGCAAGGAAUCCGAAGUUUUGAUCGGGAAUUUGGGAGACAAGCUGAUCCCUCAGCAGGAGAUCCUGCGGGACGUCAGCGACCUCAAAGCCUUGGCCAACCUGCACGAGAGCCUGGAGUGGCUGGCAGCACGCACCAAGGCAGCUUUCUCCAGCCUCUCUGCGGCCCAGA
Zonotrichia albicollis (white-throated sparrow) is the source of this 592-nucleotide messenger RNA. The record is from RefSeq and is a predicted model, not a curated record. Lineage: Eukaryota; Metazoa; Chordata; Aves; Passeriformes; Passerellidae.